Molecule: messenger RNA, 462 nt
Organism: Theileria equi strain WA
Lineage: Eukaryota; Apicomplexa; Aconoidasida; Piroplasmida; Theileriidae
Exons: 4
Coding region: 1-462 (153 amino acids)
Molecular function (GO): 2 iron, 2 sulfur cluster binding
Source: RefSeq, a predicted model, not a curated record
AUGUCCCUGGAUGCGGAAUCCCGGGGAUUCGUCGACAUUGGAGAACUAAAAGAGUUUACAGGUCACGCAAAAAGAAUCAGUAUAAAGAAUAGACAGGUCGCCAUCUGGAUACAUAACGGUGAAGUAUUUGCCAUCGAUGCCAAUUGCUACCAUUCUGCGGGAGCAUUAGAACAUCACACUGAAGAUAUUGAAGAUGUCCUCGGCCACCCCUGCAUAAGAUGCCCUCAACACAAAUACAUUAUAUCGCUAAAAACCGGAGAAUCAUUUUAUCAGUCCGUAAAGGUAGAUAAAGAUGAAACCACUGGAGCUAGAAAAAUCGUUCCUACUGGGUGGAAAUCCAAGGGAAUCAUGCAAAGGACUCAUGAAACUUUGGUAGUAAAUGGUCGAGUUUACGUCAAGGUGGAUUGCUUUCAGGGAGAAAUACCCUCGGACAAGUAUGCCUAUCUAAACAUUAGGCGCUAA